Molecule: messenger RNA, 1246 nt
Organism: Symsagittifera roscoffensis
Lineage: Eukaryota; Metazoa; Xenacoelomorpha; Acoela; Convolutidae
Product: threonine aspartase 1-like
Exons: 1
Coding region: 37-1104 (355 amino acids)
Biological process (GO): protein maturation
Cellular component (GO): cytoplasm
Molecular function (GO): threonine-type endopeptidase activity; asparaginase activity; beta-aspartyl-peptidase activity
Source: RefSeq, a predicted model, not a curated record
CAGGAGAAAUGAAUUUUUCUCAUUUCCGAAGUAAAUAUGUUUGCUCCUGCUAUCGCCAUACACUGCGGGGUGGGAUUUUACGAUUCAGAAUUUCGAAAUCAAACUCAAAUUCUUCUGGACUCAACUCUUUCCGAGGCUCAAAGGCAGCUGAAUUCUGGUGGGCAAACAGCAUUGGAUGUUUGCUGUGACGUAUGUAAGCUUCUAGAAGAUUCUCCUUUGACGAAUGCUGGGAUUGGUGCAAAUCUGACCAAUCAGGGCACAGUUGAAUUAGACGCAACUGUUAUGAUGAGUGAGCCACUUUUAUUUGGAAGUGUCGGUGCACUGCCGGGAUUCAAGAACCCAAUUUUAGUUGCCAGAAAGCUUCUGGACCUUCAAAGAAAAGCCAGAAUUUUUUCAGACCUAUUACCGGCUUGCUUUUUAGCAGGAGAGAGCGCAUCGGAUUGGUGUUUAAAAGUGGGUUUCUCAACCUGUAAUCAACUGAUAACUGACGAUGCUCUGAACUUUUAUCAGAAAGCACUUAAAUUACAGGUCAAAAGAAAAACAGAUGUUUCAUUUGACGCUGAGCCGUUAUGCAAACGAAUGCUUGGAGUCGGAACGGUCGGUGCUGUAGUUGUAGAUAAGUCUGGUCUUGUUUGUGCUGGAACUUCGAGUGGCGGGAUUAUUCUGAAGGAGCCAGGUAGAGUCGGUAGUUCUGCAAUGUAUGGUGCUGGAUGCUGGGCUGAAACAAAAGGAAAUUGCAGAAUCGCAGUCUCUUGUUCUGGCGAAGGAGAGUUUUUGAUCUGGAAGCAAUUCAGUUCUAGACUCUGUGAAGCGAUUUUAAGCAAUUCAGUUGACUCAGAGGAACUUCUGGCACCUGUGUUUGAAAGGUGUUUUGAAAAGAUUAGUGGACUUGAUGCGAAAUGUGCAGCAGCUAUUUGUGUUCGAGCUUUUGAAGACGAAGAAACGGAAGUUUGCUGGGGAACUAACUCCUAUUCGUUUCCAGUCGGGUUCGUGGGUGCUAAUAAUGAAAAACAAUCUGAAUUCAAUGAAGCUAUUUUAAAUAACUCGAAUGAACGGAAGCUUACAGUUACUAGCCACUUGGCAAGAAAUGUUUCAGAAAGUUGAUCUUAAUCAGCUGCUAUCUUAGUUUUCUCGGUCAACUGCCAAAAUGAUUGUUUAAAUGCAGAAAUAGUUUUCAAUUUGUAUUUAUUUUUCAGUUGUUCUUUUUCAGCUUCUAGUUCAUAAGAUCGGCAAACUUACCAUUUUA